Messenger RNA from Lates calcarifer (barramundi perch), 839 nucleotides. RefSeq names its product tRNA methyltransferase activator subunit 11-2 (gene trmt112). Gene Ontology annotation, biological process: peptidyl-glutamine methylation; rRNA (guanine-N7)-methylation; tRNA methylation. The coding region runs from base 140 to 511 and encodes 123 amino acids. NCBI's taxonomy places the organism in Eukaryota, Metazoa, Chordata, Actinopteri, Centropomidae. The transcript has 4 exons. Gene Ontology annotation, molecular function: protein heterodimerization activity. The record is from RefSeq and is a predicted model, not a curated record.
UUCGGGGAACUUUUUAGCGACGCAACGGCAUUACUUCCGGUCCACAUGUAAACGCUCCAGCGUGAUUUAACACAGAUAAGGACAAACCGUGACUGUCUCCGUACAUUUAUUUGUAGGUUUUCAGUAUCGGUGUGUAAACAUGAAGCUGCUCACACACAACAUGUUGACGUCUCACGUGAAGGGAGUCACUAAAGGAUACCCGCUGCUCAUCAAGGCAACUGAGGUGAAGGUGAAUGAGGUGGAGUUCAACCCUCAGUUUGUCAGCCGGAUGAUUCCCAAAGUGGAGUGGAGCUGUCUGGUCCAGGCUGCAGAGCAGCUGGGUCAUCGGCAAGACCUGCCAGGUGAGCUGGUGCCAGACUACGAGAAAAAUGAAGAGUUCCUGAAGAAAGUGCACAGAGUGCUGUUGGAGGUGGAGGUGAUUGAGGGCUGUCUGCAGUGUCCCGAGUCAGGACGAGAGUUCCCGAUCUCCAGAGGAAUCCCCAACAUGCUGCUGAACGAAGACGAGGUGUAAACACCAGCACGACGGCUCUCGUUACACAACCUCACACCAAACUGUCACUCAGAUGGGCCUGUGGGUAUUCAGAGAGAGACGAAAGAGGCUUGACUCUGGUUUGAGUUGGUGCCAUGAGAAAAUAGGCCACACUGUUUGGUUGAUUGUAGUUAUGACAUUUUUAGUGGCUGAUCCUGCCAGUGGAGGGAAAAGAUUUGAGGAGUAACGGAUGGAAAUGUUCCCCGAGAGUAACCCCCUGUGGUUUUAUCUGUAUUUAUUUUUGUAACUGUUCAGGCUCUUUCUUUUUUCUUUUUCAAUAAAACUGUCCCAUUUUCCAUGACAGCCAAAA